Molecule: messenger RNA, 3612 nt
Organism: Ochlerotatus camptorhynchus
Lineage: Eukaryota; Metazoa; Arthropoda; Insecta; Diptera; Culicidae
Product: Y-box factor homolog
Exons: 1
Coding region: 324-1418 (364 amino acids)
Biological process (GO): regulation of gene expression
Cellular component (GO): nucleus
Molecular function (GO): nucleic acid binding
Source: RefSeq, a predicted model, not a curated record
GACUGUCCGGCGAACACAGGGUAGUAAGGAAAAUUCUUUGCUCUGUUCUAUCAAAGUCGUGUGUUCCAACAUGCGGUACCAGCAGCUGCCUUGGUGAAAAAGUAAUAAUGUGACUGUGCUUACAAAUGUGAAAUUAAAAUCCGUAAAUUCACCGAAAAUACGAUCCAAAAUAGCAUGACUAUUACGUUAAUUUUUACAUCAUAACAACCGGAACGCAACAUCAAAUAGUCAUCAUCAAGUGAUACACCAACAUCUGAGUUUUUCCAAUUCGAAAAAGUGUAGUGCCGUCUGUACUCCGAACUAGCAGGAAGAGCUAUAACAACAUGGCUGACCAGCAGGCAGUAAGUGCGCCAGAACAGCAGCCCCAACAACCGCAGCAACAGCAGCAACAACAGCAGCCGCCUCAACAGCAAACCCAGCAACAGCAGCCGCCGCCGCCACCGCAGCAGCAGCAGCAGCAACCGGAACAACAGCCUCCGGUGAAUAACAAACCGGUGGUCCCACAACAGCAAAAGGAAAUUAUUGCCACUAAGGUUACCGGUGUGGUCAAAUGGUUCAAUGUUAAGAGCGGAUAUGGUUUCAUCAAUCGUGGCGAUACACAGGAAGAUGUGUUCGUGCACCAGUCAGCCAUUGCUCGCAACAACCCGAAAAAGGCCGUCCGUUCAGUCGGUGAUGGUGAGGUGGUCGAAUUCGACGUUGUCAUCGGAGAAAAGGGUAAUGAGGCUGCCAAUGUAACUGGUCCCCAGGGUGAACCGGUAAAGGGCAGCCCAUAUGCCGCUGAAAAACGUCGUGGUUACCGACAGUGGUGGCAAAAGCGUGGUGGUGGUAAUGGCUCACGCCGACCACACUCCAAGGACGGUGAAGCGAUGGACGAUCUUGAUCUUGACGUUCAAAAUGGUGAUCAGCCACAGCAGCAACAACAGCAGCCACAGCAGUUGAAGCACCAACCACUUCAACCGCGCCGUGGUGCUGGCAGCUUCCGUCCACGUGGGCGUGGAGGAUAUUCCUAUUCUUAUCGUCCACCACCGCGAGGACCCCGCCGUGAAGGACCACCAAUGAGUGAUAAUGGCCACAUGGACCAAAAUCAAAUGAUGGAUGGUCAAAAUGGUCGAGGCCAAGGUGGACGUGGUGGCCCGAGACGUUUCUUCCGCCGCGAUUAUCACAGUGGUGGUGGUGGACGAGGCAUGGGCGGACCAGGUGGACCUCCACGACGAGGUGGAUACCGUGGUGAAUAUCAAAAUGAUUACCAUCAGAAUGGACCAGAACAACCACGCCGUAUGCCACCGGGACGCGGUGGCGGUCGUGCUCGUUUUCCACGACGCGGAGGACGAGGUGGCCAGAGGCCACGAAGUGAUGUAGGAGCUGGUGGCGGCAACAACAACGCUGUCCAAAAUACUACAACCGAAAGUUCCGCAUAAACUACUCGCAUCGGCAUCAUCGCAAGGCAGAGAAAACUCCACGCAAAAUGGUUACUGAUAACAACAACCACAACAUCACCGGAGAAACACCCCCUGAUCGAACAACAAUAACAAAAACAUCCUGGGGUGGUAAUUCUUCGGUGUGUUUUUGGACGUCUCUUGGAAGGAAGUCACUUACAGCGGAAACAAAAAAAGCAAAACCUAUAGAAUAUAGAAAAGUAUAAAAACCUAUACUAUUUUAAAUGUAACUAUUCAAUUGACAACCAAAUUGAAUAUUGGAUCGUGUUAUGAAACGGAAAAAUGUUUAAAUUUUGAAUCGAAUCGGAAAAGCAACAUAUGCAACUAACAACAGAAAAAAAGCAAACGCAAAAGCAGCAGCUCGAUUGAAAGAGUAGUGCGGCGGAGCACAUCGGGUUAGGUCGGACUUUACGAUUUUCGCUAGCUGGUUAAGCGUUCCUCUAACAGUGCAAAAAGUAUCACCACGUGAAUCGAAUAUCAUUGGCAGCCGGCUGUUGGUGCAACAACUUGAAUGAACUACCGAUGGAUACCUUUACCCCACAUACAACAAACGAUCAUUAGAAACACCCACGAACAACACACAUCAACAUACAACCACCACCAAAAAAUGCACAGUCUCGUUGUGGAGGAGGCCUUUCAACAUCGCGAGGCUUUUUUGCUAUCCUAGGAGGGGGAAGUCGACGGUUCAGGAUUUUGCUUGCCGAUUGUCGUGGUCCAAACUCAUCACACCGUUAGUUGUGCCGUUUCACUCCAGGCUACGGUAGGUCAACGACUCAAACAUCCCCGUGCAAGUAUAAUUCAUAAACACACUAUUGUAUUGUUUUUUCGUAUCGUUUUCUAAAAUUUAAAAUACGCGUCUUUUGUUGCCUCGGGAAUCGCGCCCGAGUGAUUAGGAAACGUUUUAUAAUAAAUUGCCAUCGCAUUCGAAUCACCCACGGGAAUCAAAAAAAUUAAAAACAAAAAAAACGGUAUCUAUCGUCAAAGUCGAAACAACCAAUAUUCGGUUUGGUUCAAAAUAAAGAGUUUUUGAUUUGCUAAUAAUUAAAGAACUAGUUUUGCCAGUUCAGAGAAAAACUAACAAGCCGCAUCUAUUUUUUGGGCAGCGGCUGUUGCCGUUGUCAGUUGCGAGGCUGUUUUUUUCUCUUUGAAUUGGCAGAAAUAUACCCAGGAGGAAGAAAUUUACAGAAUUACUAAAAGAAUACACUAUCCGUUUAAAAUCAAUUAAAACAGCAACAGUAGAGGAAAAAAGUGUUAAACUAAGGUACAUAAUCUAGCAAGAAAAGGAAAAGAGAAUAUGAAGGCAUCAGAUGUUUAGAAAGCAAAAAUGUCGCGAAAAGAGAUUAGAUCUUAUUUUCCGCCCAGUUUUUGGUCUCGGUUUUCUUUUUCUUUUCGCGCUCUAAUAUCGUUCGUGUUACUUUUUUGUUUUGUGUUUGCUUUACCAGAUAGUCACGAGCAUGAUAUUUUUAGUAUUUGGAACAGGCGCACUAAACGCGCUCCGCCUUUUUUUUUUAUUUUAAGAAGAUUUUUGAAAACGAACACAUCAUUGCGUACACAUUUAUACUACACCUAACAAUGCAGUCGAAGCAAAAAGUGAAGCAUUUUAUAUUGAUGUAUUUUGAAGCGUAGGAAUAUCAUUUUAAUAAAGCAUGAACAAAUAUCUAACCCCUCUUUCAACCAAAAAGUAAUAUUCACACACACAACAAAAGCGAAGAUACGCAAAUGAAUAUAAACACUCUAUCUAAACAACCUAAAACUGAAAGCAACAGCAAAAGGUAGAAUUGCGAAAAUGAUUAAAGGAGUGAAAAAAAGGAUUCAACAAAACCAGUUAUAUAAAAUCAAGCUAAUAAUCAGUAAGGAAUGAUAAAAUAAACUACUUAAAUAAGAAAAGAAAACAUGUACUAGUAAUAAAGAUAAAGAAAACAAGUUUGUUUGCUCCAAGAAGAGAAAAAUACAUAAGACAUAAGAAUGCGGUACAUUCGAGGUGAAGCGCUGAGGACUCAUUCUUAAAAUAAAAUCUAUAUCAUCAUACCCAAGAGACCGACCAUCUCUGCCGCGAGUGCGAAACAGCCAAGUGAACAUCAGCAAAGCAAAAAUAAAAAAAGAACUUACCGAAAAUUGAUUUACGAAAAACGAGAAAAAAAAUGGAUUAAAUCUGCAAAAAAAUUGUAAAAUUUAA